AUUUCAUCCUCUCAGAGUGUUUGCUAGUCUUGUUGUGAUUGCUAAUGUAGUCCACCUUCUGAUGCCCCUGUAGUCUGUAGCAUCCUUUUGAUGUCUUGACGCUGCAGACAUGUUAUUUAAUCUUUUCCAUUAAAGAAUCCAUACCUCACUAACAUCCUGCAGUGUAACUUAUGAUUUCCAUUGUUUAUCUGGGGAAGUCUUUAGCUUGGGAUUUUGAUUCUGUUGACCCUGUGACAUGUUCAAUUGGCUUUAUCCAUACAACUGACAACAGACUUCUCUUUAGUUGUCGUACUCACAGAAACUUCUCACUUUGCUCUUCAAACUUAAUCAAUGAUUGAUGGCACGAAGUAAUUAUACAGAUAUUGGAAUUGGGUGCUCAUAGUCCCAUAUAAUCUUUGGGGUGGCAAGAUAGAUUAUUUGUGGUAGCAUACUGCUCUAACUUCUGACCAAGGGGCAGUCAUGUUGUUUAUGGUUCUAUCAUUCUGGUGACGGAUAUUCAUAAUUGAGUUUCCCCUUAAUCAUUCUUUGGAGAAAGGUUCUAAGUAAUAGGCGAUAAUGAUGCUGUUUUGAUUACUGUUAAGGCCUGUUAGAUUACCGUUAUUGCUUAUUGUCCCAACAGUGGACAUGCUAUCUUCCACUUGCCAAAGCAAUUUGUGCAAUAACUGCAAGCGCCCUGGUCAUUUUGCAAGAGAAUGCCCCAACGCAGCUGUGUGUAACAAUUGUGGUCUUCCUGGGCAUAUUGCAGCGGAGUGCACCACACAGUCACGGUGUUGGAAUUGUAGAGAACCUGGGCAUGUUGCUAGUAACUGUCCGAAUGAAGGCAUCUGUCAUUCAUGUGGCAAUUCUGGGCAUCGUGCCAGGGAUUGCCCAAAUCCUGAGAUGCCACCUGGAGAGUUGAGGCUAUGCAACAAUUGCUAUAAGCCAGGGCACAUUGCUGCUGAGUGUACAAAUGAUAAAGCAUGUAAGAACUGCAGGAAAACUGGCCACAUAGCACGCGAUUGUCAGAAUGAACCUGUUUGCAACUUGUGCAACAUAGCUGGGCAUGUGGCAAGGCAGUGCCCAAAGGGCAAUAAUGUUGCAGAGAGGGGUGGUUGGGGUCGGAACAGUGGUUACCAGGAUGUCGUCUGCCGGACCUGCAACCAGGUGGGCCACAUGAGCAGGGAUUGUGUGGGUCCCAUGAUCAUCUGCCACAACUGUGGUGGCAGGGGCCACAGGGCAUUUGAGUGCCCAUCAGGCAGAUUGGCUGACCGUGGAUUUCGGAGGUUCUAAUCUAGCUCUCGCCUUCUGUUUUGCAAGUCAUAUAGCCUUGAUACGGAUAAGUGUUUCUGUUUGUCGGUUGAAGCCUAUAAUUUGGGCAAUUGGACUAUCGUUUUGGUGCGAAGUUGUAAUACUAUGAGGGAUGAUUUCUUGGUUUCAACCUUUCUUUCUUUUAUUCUUUUCAUUUUCACUUUGGACUUGGUAGAAUUGACACGUUAUAUGCCAUUGAACUGGAUUUUUGUAAUUGCUUUUGAUUUGGACUGGAAGUUAUAAACUUCUAAUA
This is a messenger RNA of Manihot esculenta (cassava), 1540 nucleotides long. RefSeq names its product zinc finger protein GIS2. Gene Ontology annotation, molecular function: zinc ion binding; nucleic acid binding. Lineage: Eukaryota; Viridiplantae; Streptophyta; Magnoliopsida; Malpighiales; Euphorbiaceae. The transcript is spliced from 3 exons. Bases 625 to 1269 code for a protein of 214 amino acids. The record is from RefSeq and is a predicted model, not a curated record.